CAGAUGGCGGGAAAAACGAUUGAAUUUUCUCUCCUUAUUCUGGCUGUGAUAGCCGGAGUCCAGGGAUCGAACAUUCUCGGGCUGUUCGCCAGCCUAAGUCCUUCCCACUUGGUAAUCCAGAUGUCAAUGGCCCGGAUCUUGGCCGAGAGAGGCCACAACGUAACGGUAGUGACUGCCUUGAAGCCUCCGCUAAUGCACAAGAACAUUUCCCACAUCCAAGUGCCGCUCAACAAAGAGGAUUUGCAAUCCUUCAACACUGUCAUAGCCAGCUUAGCCAACACGAACAAUAGCAAUGUCUACUUAACCAUGUUACGAUCGGCGCAGAAACUGAGUGAGGCGUUCUCCAAAAUGGGAGCGGUGAUGAAGCACCAAGUGGUCAAGGAUCUCUAUGAGCAUCCGGAUAAUAAAUUCGACCUAGUGAUCGUGGGAUACUUUAUGAACAGUUUCCAGCUGGCCUUGGCCCACAAGCUAAAGGUGCCUCUGGUGGUGGCCGUCUCCAAUCCCCCAACAUUCAUCGGGGACAUAAUUGGCAACCCCUGGGAAGUCUCCUACGUGCCGUCGAUGCACGCAUCCCAGGAAGUUCCUAUGGGCAUUGGGAAGCGUGUGAUCAAUAUUCUUAGCAACUGGGCCCAACGCCUUUUCAUGGCCAUAAAUGAGUAUGACAAUGCAAAGACAUAUAGGGAAAUCUAUGGAGAUGAUCCUACUCUGCCGGCCUACAGUGACCUGAACAAGAAUAUUUCCCUCAUUUUCUUCGGUUCACAUGGAAUCAGCGAGGGACCCAUCAGGCCCAAUGUGCCGGCGGUGAUCGAGGUGGGUGGCAUUCAGGUCAAGGAUCGUCCUGAUCCUCUGCCCCAGAACAUUGCGGACUUCCUGAGCAACGCUCCACACGGAGCUAUUCUCUUUAGUCUCGGCACGAACGUAAAGAAAGAUCACCUACCGCCCGAAACAAUACAAAAGAUUUUCAAUGUCUUAUCGAAACUGAAGCUGAAGGUCAUCUGGAAGUGGGAUGAUCUGGAGAGCACUCCGGGCACAUCGGAAAAUAUUCUCUACGCCAAGUGGCUGCCCCAGGACGACAUCCUGGCCCACCCGAACAUCAAGCUCUUCAUCACACAUGCGGGCAAGGGUGGAGUGACCGAGGCUCAGUACCACGGCAUUCCAAUGCUGGCACUUCCCGUUUUCGGGGAUCAGCCCAGCAAUGCCGCUGCCGUAGUGGAGCAAGGAUUCGGCCUGACACAGAGUCUGCUUACCCUUGAGGAGAAGUCCUUCCACGAGGGCAUCAGAGAGGUCCUUGAGAAUCCAAAGUACGCAAACGCGGUGAAAUCCUUCUCGACCCUUUACCGUGAUCGGCCAAUGAGCGCCCGUGAAACUUUAAUAUACUGGGUGGAGUACGUAAUCCGUCACCAUGGAGCUCCGCACCUGCAGAGUCCGGUGGUGCACAUGAGCUAUAUAGCCGCCAAUAACUUGGAUAUCUAUGCUCUGUUAGUUUUGGUGAUUGCUGUUGUUUACUAUACUUUAAAACUGGUUUGUCGGCUUCUGAUUAAAAAACUCUGUUCUAAAAAGUCAAAAAGUAAGCCAAAGGCAAAGAAGCAGUGAAUGAACAAAUUAAAUUUGAUAAUUUAAUUCAA
Messenger RNA from Drosophila serrata, 1625 nucleotides. It is a transcript of the gene Ugt37B1, whose product is annotated as UDP-glycosyltransferase family 37 member B1. NCBI's taxonomy places the organism in Eukaryota, Metazoa, Arthropoda, Insecta, Diptera, Drosophilidae. The record is from RefSeq and is a predicted model, not a curated record. Gene Ontology annotation, molecular function: UDP-glycosyltransferase activity.